AGGAAUUGCGAAUUUGUCAGGUGGUUGAACAUUUCCUCAUCGUCUAUCGUUUGUUGUAAGCAUCUGGGAGCAGAUCUAAACUUCUUAAGAUGUUUCGUAAACCAGCGAAGAAACGUGCACAGAUUCAGGUCCGCCAAAGAGGUGAAGAUGAUUUGUCUGGUGAUGAUGAUGGAACUGACGUUGUGAAAGAUUUUAAAAGAAGGAAGCGAGCAAAUCCAUUCCAGCAGUCUACUUUGAAAUCCAAAAACGACGCGAACAAAGCGAAUUCGUCAAGUGAUUCGGAUGAAGCUAGCACAGUUUUGGCAGAAGAUGCAUUUGCUGCAAGUGGAAGUGCUGAACCAUUAGGACCGCGGGAUCAAGGAGCAACUGCCACCCACAAUAUCGAUACCGACAUUGAAGUUGAUGCUCAGGCACAAUUUGAGAGAGUCCAACAGCAACUGAAAGAGGGUUUGGUCAAGGACGGCAAAACUUUAUACAAGGGACAGGCAAUGUACGGUGCUAAAGAAGCGAAGGAUACUGCUAAAGGAAACGCUAGUAGUGGACUCAACAGGAUAGGUCCCAUUCGGGCUCCACAAUUCGUUCGUCAAACGGUCCGUUGGGACUAUGCGCCAGACAUUUGCAAAGAUUACAAAGAAACUGGUUUUUGUACAUUCGGCGACUCUUGCAAAUUCUUGCACGAUCGCUCUGACUAUAAGCACGGUUGGGAGAUUGAACGUGAUUAUGAGGCAGGGAAACUAAAUCAGAUCGAUGAAACUAACUAUGAAAUCAAUGAAAAUGAUGACGAGUUCCCUGAAGAGUGCUACAUAUGUAUGAAACCAUUCACUGCGCCCGUAGUUACGCGGUGUAAGCAUUACUUCUGUGAAGCUUGUGCUCUCAGCGCAUUCAGAAAAUCAAAGCGAUGUCGGAUAUGCAACGAAAAUACUGGAGGAGUCUUCAACAUAGCUAAAGACCUCAUUGCCAAAUUGAAUGGUACCGCCAAGAGCAAAAAGGAGCAACAAUCAGAAUCUGACGCAGAUAGCUCUGACCAUGAGCACGACAAGCACGAACAUAAUCAUGGAGGACAUGCUUGCUGUAGCAACAGCGAAGUGAAGCAGGAGAUAAAAACGGAAGAAGAGGACGAGCACGCUGAAGAAGAACAUGGCGGAGAUGAGAUAAAACAAGAAGAAAUUGAUCACUUCGAACAAGGAGAUGAAGAAGAUCAUGAUGGACAUGAUGAGAAUGAGGAGGAUGAGCACGACCAUGAAGAAGUCCAAGAGAGUAUAGAAAUCAAAAUGGAAGAGAUUGAAGAAGAUGACGAACAUAAUGAAGACGAUGGCAUUGACGACGAGGAAGACGUUCAGACUGAUAGCGAAGACGAGCAGAACGUGGAAAAUGAAGCUAGGGAGUGACUUAUAUCAAUUUUUUCGAACUGAUUUCGAAAUGUAGGGUCUGUCUAAUGCAGCGUAGUUAUCAUUAUUUAAGUGUAACAUUAUUAUGUGGUAUAAAUUAACAGCAUGCUGUU
Cylicocyclus nassatus is the source of this 1501-nucleotide messenger RNA. The record is from the annotation of a GenBank genome assembly. NCBI's taxonomy places the organism in Eukaryota, Metazoa, Nematoda, Chromadorea, Rhabditida, Strongylidae.